AUGUAUAAAUAUGUCCAAAAUUCUCCUGUUGUACUGGAACCCGUUUUCAAAAAUAUACACAAAUUAGAAGAUUCAGUUGAAUCAGAGCCAAAAAGAUUUAAGCUGCAACCACAACAACCAACCACAAUGUCAUCUCAACAACAAUUUAAUCAAAGUCAUAUGUCAUCUCAACAACAAUUUAAUCAAAGUCAUAUGUCAAACUCAUCAACCGGUAGCUCUACAACAAUGUACCACGACACAACAAAAGGAACAUUUACACCAUUGACUACAACAAACUCAUACGAUGGCUUGUAUCAUAAAAUGACCGCCGUAUCGAUGAUUGAUGAACAACACUUUACCAAAGACCAACAACAACUGCGACAACUGAGUCAAAUUGAAUCAAAACAACAACUGAUUACAAUUACUAGUAGUAAUUUCGAUUGCCCUUGUGGUCAUUUACAUGGACCAGGACAAGGUCACCAUGAAGAUAUUGGUGCUGUUGGAUUUGCUGAUUUUCCUUUACUUAGAGGUCCAGAUUAG
Messenger RNA from Lodderomyces orthopsilosis Co 90-125, 519 nucleotides. RefSeq lists its product as uncharacterized. The record is from RefSeq and is a predicted model, not a curated record. The transcript has a single exon. Bases 1 to 519 code for a protein of 172 amino acids. Lineage: Eukaryota; Fungi; Ascomycota; Pichiomycetes; Serinales; Debaryomycetaceae.